Molecule: messenger RNA, 1620 nt
Organism: Closterium sp. NIES-65
Lineage: Eukaryota; Viridiplantae; Streptophyta; Zygnematophyceae; Desmidiales; Closteriaceae
Source: the annotation of a GenBank genome assembly
AUGGCGUGUACCAGUGGCAUGUCUCUGAGAGCAAUGGAGAAGUCACUGAUUGCUUCUAAUGGCUUCCUUCGCUCUUCAGGCACCGUGUCCCACCGCCUUGUGACCUCAGCGCCGUUGCCGCGACAGCGGGUGUCGCGGCUGGUGACGGAGGCGAAGGUGCGCGAGAUCUUCAUGCCCGCGCUCAGCUCCACGAUGACGGAGGGCAAGAUCGUCGCGUGGUCCAAGAGCGAGGGCGAGACGGUGAGCAAGGGCGAGUCGGUGGUGGUGGUGGAGUCGGACAAGGCGGACAUGGACGUGGAGACGUUCUACGACGGCAUCAUCGCCACCAUCCUUGUCGGCGAGGGCGAGGUGGCACCUGUGGGUGCAGCCAUCGCCAUCCUGGCAGAGAGCGAGGAUGACAUGGAGGCCGCCAAGAAGAAGGCCGCCAAGCUCGGCGGCGGUUCUGAUGGUGCUGCUGCUGCUCCUGCUGCACCAGCUGCGGCUGCUGCUCCUGCGCCUGCUGCUGCCGCCCCCCCUCCCCCGCCCCCUGCACCUGCCGCGCCUGCUACCCCAGGGAAGGUGGUUGCAACGCCCGAGGCAAAGAAGCUGGCGAAGAAGCACAAGGUACGGUGCAAUGGAAGCCUCCUCUGUCCUUUGCAUGCAGCCAGGCUCUUCCUAUCCCCCUCUUUCACUCCCUCUCCUCCGUCGCCUUCCGCCCCUCCCUUCCAUCAGGUUGACCUGGCCAAGGUAGCAGGCUCCGGUCCCUACGGCCGGAUCACCCCUGACGACAUCAAGAAAGCAGCAGGCAUCGCGACCGCCCCUGCUCCCACCAUCAUCGCUCCUGCUCCCGCUGCCGCCGCUGCUGCUCCUGCCGCUCGUGCUGCUGCUGCGCCUGCAGCAGCAGCAGCGCCGCUGCCAGCGGGGGCGUCAGUGGUGGCGUUCACGGCGAUGCAGGGGGCGGUGGCGAGGAACAUGGAGGCCACGCUCGUUGUGCCCACCUUCCGUGUUGGUUACACCGUUACCACUGACGCCCUUGACGCACUGUACAAGCGGGUGAAGGGCAAGGGAGUGACCAUGACGGCGCUGCUCGCCAAGGCAGUGGGCAUGGCGCUGGCGAGGCACCCCAUCGUGAACGCCGCGUGCAAGGACGGGAAGAGCUUCCACUACAACGAGAGUGUGAACGUGGCGGUGGCUGUGGCCAUGGAUGGCGGGCUCAUCACGCCCGUGCUCAAGAACGCAGACGAGACGGAUCUGUUCACGAUGUCAGGGCAGUGGAAAGAGCUGGUGGGCAAGACGGACCUGUUCACAAUGUCAGGGCAGUGGAAGGAGCUGGUGGGCAAGGCACGGAGGAAGGCCCUGAGCCCAGGCGACUACAGCGGAGGAACCUUCACACUGUCCAACCUGGGCAUGUUCGGCGUGGAUCGGUUUGACGCCAUCCUGCCCAUCGGCCAGGGUGCGAUCAUGGCCGUUGGAUCAUCCAUCCCAACAAUGGUGGCAGCAGAGGAUGGCAGCUUCGGCAUCAAGAGGCAGAUGCAGGUGAAUGUCACGGCUGACCAUCGGAUCAUUUAUGGCGCUGAUUUGGCGGAGUUCCUCCAAACUUUCACUAAGAUUGUGGAGGACCCAGAUCAGCUUACCUUGUAA